Messenger RNA from Coccomyxa subellipsoidea C-169, 663 nucleotides. RefSeq lists its product as hypothetical. The coding region runs from base 1 to 663 and encodes 220 amino acids. The transcript has 4 exons. The record is from RefSeq and is a predicted model, not a curated record. NCBI's taxonomy places the organism in Eukaryota, Viridiplantae, Chlorophyta, Trebouxiophyceae, Coccomyxaceae.
AUGGCUGUGAACGCGAGCAGGGAUGUCCCUGUGAGGUGGGAGACAGUGCGAGAGAAUGCCUUCAAUGACCCCUCCCAUGACAAUGUGCUGCACCAUGGCUAUUUCAUUGCCAAUCGCUCAAAUGCUCAGAAUUUCCUCCAGCUGGCGCCUACCUGGAAGAGCCACUUGGUGUUCCACGAUAUCCUGGACGCUGACAUUGCCAUUCAGGCAGGCGUGGACAGGAACAGGGCGCAGCAUAAAAAGGUCUUCACCCCAGCGGCAGCUGACCGGCAGCCUGCAGCCUUUCAUCAGUGGCUGAAGAAACACGGCAGAGGCGCAGUCCCUUUUGAAGGGAGCACAGACGCUGCUGGGGGAGCGCCAGGAGUACAGAUGCAAAGGGAGCAACUCUUGGACAGGUUCCUGACCCACACAGUGCACUGCAGCGCCUGCCGCAAGGCCUAUGCCGCGAUGCAGCUGCUUCAAAGGCUCGCCCUCGUCGCAGCUGCGGUGCUCUUCUUUGCUGCCUGCGCAGCUGUUUCCUACACAGGCCUCUCUGCUCCAGUGAUGGUGCUUGGAGCGCUGUCAGCGGUGGCCCUGGCAGCUGCAAGGAGGCUGCGCAACACUGCCCAGAAUUUUGUCUUUGUGGACUAUGAUGAGCACCACAUCUCCAAGCGAUCUAGUUGA